UCGCGCGGGAGGAUAGGCGGGACGGCGGCGGCGCUGGCUGCGGAGGCGGUGCCUGGGGAGGGGUUCAGGGAUACGGAGCAGAAGGUGGGGGCGAUUCAGCUGGCGCGGAAGCAUGCGAAGAAGCGGAAUGUGCAGAGCAGGAAGGGCGAGGCGGACCGCACGAUUGUGAACGUGCGACCCAAGCACCUGUUCUCGGGAAAGAGAGGCGCUGGGAAGACAGAUCGGCGAUAG
This is a messenger RNA of Closterium sp. Yama58-4, 231 nucleotides long. The record is from the annotation of a GenBank genome assembly. Lineage: Eukaryota; Viridiplantae; Streptophyta; Zygnematophyceae; Desmidiales; Closteriaceae.